GCCUUCUAGGAAGGGGCUGAAAUCAAACAGUUGGCGUAUUGCGUAGAGUGAGGUAGAGCCGGAGGUGGAGAUAGAGAAUUGAUGAAUGGAGUCAUCAAGUGGUCUGAAAACCCUAAACGUUAUAGCCACCACCACUCCCCUUCAUUUCCGCACCGGAUUUUCCCUCUUCCGCCAACGUCACUUUCCCCAACUCAUCAACAAAUUCAACUUCUCUCUCUACUCCCCUUCUUCACCCUUCUCUCCUCUCUGCUCUCUCUCUGGAAGAGGCAAUGGCGUUUGUCUGCCUAAUGGUGUCGGUGAGGCACUCGGCGAAGCCUCACCCAACAAGCUUCUUCAAGUGGUAUUAGUUUCUCCUCAGAUUCCUGGUAACACCGGAUGCAUUGCCAGAACUUGUGCAGCAUCAGCUGUUGGACUACACCUAGUUGGGGUAGAUAUACCUGCUGUCGCCUGCACUUUACUUCCAUUAGGGUUUCAAGUGGAUGAUGCAAAACUAAAGCGUGCUGGAUUGGAUUAUUGGCCAUAUGUAGUUGUCAAAGUGCAUGAUUCAUGGGCAGAGUUUCGGAAUUAUUUCGUUAAACAGGAUGGGGAAAAACGGCUGUUGGCAUUUACUAAGAGAGGAACAACUAUUCAUUCAGACUUUUCCUACAGAAGAGGUGAUUGGCUCGUUUUUGGCUCAGAAACUAGCGGGUUACCACCAGAGGUUGUGCUUGACUGCAAGGGUGAAGAAGCAUUUGGAUUUGGUGGUGGUACCAUUCAAAUUCCAAUGGUUGAAACUUAUGUGAGGUGUCUCAAUCUAUCCGUGAGUGUUGGCAUUGCUUUAUAUGAGGCUUCUAGACAGUUAAACUAUGAGCAGCUGCUAAAAUCGUCUCCUUCACAAACUUGUAUGGAUGCUGCUGCUGCUGAUAACUCAUUUAUUGCUGAAGAUAUUUUUGCUUAAAUUCCAUUCUCUAGUUUCAUUGCCAAAUUUGGGAAAGCAGAGACAUGGUUGUAAAGGUUCAUCAAACUGGGUGCUCCAAGCAGAACCAUAUUUUCAUAUAAAUUUAAUUUCCACUUUCAUUGCCUUGAA
This is a messenger RNA of Camellia sinensis, 1066 nucleotides long. It is a transcript of the gene AGL26, whose product is annotated as tRNA (cytidine(34)-2'-O)-methyltransferase. Gene Ontology annotation, molecular function: RNA methyltransferase activity; RNA binding. NCBI's taxonomy places the organism in Eukaryota, Viridiplantae, Streptophyta, Magnoliopsida, Ericales, Theaceae. The record is from RefSeq and is a predicted model, not a curated record. Gene Ontology annotation, biological process: wobble position ribose methylation.